Messenger RNA from Elephantulus edwardii (Cape elephant shrew), 2161 nucleotides. RefSeq names its product pleiomorphic adenoma gene 1 (gene PLAG1). The coding region runs from base 460 to 1959 and encodes 499 amino acids. The record is from RefSeq and is a predicted model, not a curated record. The transcript has 3 exons. NCBI's taxonomy places the organism in Eukaryota, Metazoa, Chordata, Mammalia, Macroscelidea, Macroscelididae.
AUCACAAAUUGCCGUUUAUCUAGGUAACACUAUUUUACUUCUUAUUUCUGCAUUGAUUUGGUAAUGUAAAUGUGCUUAGAACUAAUAAAAAUAUGCAGUUGGUGAGAAUUAAUGCAUGACUGAUCAGCAGAGUGGAAUGUAAGCAUGUGCCAUGAAAUUGCAAUUCUCCUGUCCUUUAUUUUCCAUCUUUUACAUUCAGAUUCCAUUUAGAAUAUAGUUCAUUUUUAUUUCUUUGUUUCCCAGAUUGGCCAAAAUGGGAAGGACUAGAUUCCACUCUCUUCCACAAAGACUAAAUGGAACUGGCUGAGAUGAAAGUCUGAAACGUUGUCCACCUGUCAUCAGUCCCUUUUUGCUUUCUUUUACGACCACAUGAAACUUGAGAAGCCACCCAAAGCUAACUCAUUUAGUGGAGUUGGGCAGUUCCCAAGUGUCCAACAAGAAGGCCUGGUUUAGGCUGCGAUGGCCACUGUCAUUCCUGGUGACUUGUCAGAAGUGAAAGAUACCCAGAAAGUCCCUUCAGGGAAACGUAAGCGUGGUGAAACCAAACCAAGAAAAAACUUCCCUUGCCAACUGUGUGACAAGGCCUUUAACAGUGUUGAGAAAUUAAAGGUCCACUCGUACUCUCACACAGGAGAGAGGCCCUACAAGUGCGUGCAACAGGACUGCACCAAGGCCUUUGUUUCUAAGUACAAAUUACAAAGGCACAUGGCUACUCAUUCUCCUGAGAAAACGCACAAGUGUAAUUAUUGUGAGAAAAUGUUUCACCGAAAAGAUCACCUGAAGAAUCACCUACAUACACACGACCCUAACAAAGAGACAUUUAAGUGUGAAGAAUGUGGCAAGAACUACAAUACCAAGCUUGGGUUUAAGCGUCACUUGGCCUUGCAUGCUGCCACCAGUGGGGACCUCACGUGCAAGGUGUGUCUGCAGACAUUUGAAAGUACAGGAGUGCUUCUGGAGCACCUUAAGUCUCAUGCAGGCAAGUCGUCUGGAGGGGUGAAAGAAAAGAAGCACCAGUGUGAGCAUUGUGACCGGCGGUUUUACACCCGAAAGGAUGUCCGUCGGCAUAUGGUAGUGCAUACUGGAAGAAAGGACUUCCUCUGUCAGUACUGUGCACAGAGAUUUGGACGGAAGGACCACCUGACUCGGCAUAUGAAAAAGAGUCACAACCAAGAACUCCUGAAAGUCAAAACAGAGCCCAUGGAUUUUCUGGACCCAUUUACUUGUAAUGUUUCUGUGCCUAUAAAAGAUGAGCUACUUCCAGUGAUGUCCUUACCUUCCAGUGAACUGUUAUCAAAGCCAUUCACAAACACUUUGCAGUUAAACCUCUACAACUCUCCAUUUCAGUCCAUGCAGAAUUCUGGAUCUGCCCACCAAAUGAUCACAACUUUACCUUUGGGGAUGACAUGCCCAAUAGACAUGGAUGCUGUUCAUCCUUCUCACCACCUUUCAUUCAAAUAUCCCUUCAGUUCUACCUCAUACGCAAUUUCUAUUCCUGAAAAAGAACAGCCAUUAAAGGGAGAAAUUGAGAGCUAUCUGAUGGAGUUACAAGGUGGCAUGCCCUCUUCAUCCCAGGAUUCCCAAGCAUCAUCAUCUAAACUUGGGCUGGAUCCUCAAAUUGGGCCCCUCGAUGAUGGCUCGGGGGAGCUCUCCCUGUCUAAAAGCUCCAUUUCUAUUAGUGAUCCCCUCAACACACCGGCGUUGGAUUUUUCCCAGCUGUUUAAUUUCAUACCAUUAAAUGGUCCGCCCUAUAAUCCUAUAUCAGUAGGGAGCCUUGGAAUGAGCUAUUCCCAGGAGGAAGCACAUUCAUCUGUGUCCCAGAUGCCCCCACAAACACAAGAUGUGCCAGAUCCGGCCAACUCUAUAGGUCUCGGGUCUCUACACUCUCUGUCUGCAGCCUUUACUAGUAGCUUAAGCACAAGCACUACCCUGCCACGUUUCCAUCAAGCUUUCCAGUAGGACCCGCUUGCGGAUUUAUCCAUAAGUAUAUGUGUUGUCCUACCUUAGAUAACAUUUUAUUUUAGUGCCUAUUUUGAGACAAUACAAAAAUUUCUGGUUUUGUAUAGUACCAAUUUUCAUUAAGGCAGUAUGAGACAGAACCUAGCUUUUAAAAUGCUCUUCAGAACCAUUUGUGUUAAGUUAUAUUUACCUGGAUAUAUUG